Messenger RNA from Octopus sinensis (East Asian common octopus), 6835 nucleotides. RefSeq lists its product as uncharacterized. Gene Ontology annotation, molecular function: protein binding. NCBI's taxonomy places the organism in Eukaryota, Metazoa, Mollusca, Cephalopoda, Octopoda, Octopodidae. The transcript has 29 exons. The record is from RefSeq and is a predicted model, not a curated record. The coding region runs from base 285 to 5789 and encodes 1834 amino acids.
AGUAAGAAGACAUGUUGUUGGAAGAAAAGGUUACUUCAGCCUUAAUUUCUCACAUUGAUUCAUAGUUGGAUCUGAGACAGCUGGCUAUCUCUGUAUUUUUAUAAACGUUCUAGUUUAGCCUCAAUACAAUUAUGACAUUUCGUAGGUUUUGUAUGUUACAGCUUUAUUUUAUGGAUGUUAAUGAAGAAAGUUUUAAAAGCAUUCUCCCCAUUUAAAACUUUUUAGAAACAAUAUGUUUAUUGAGAAGCCUCACAGAAUAAUUUGAUGUUUAGAAGAUAGAAAAGAUGUCUGGUUGGCACAGCUUGUCGGGAUAUUUACAUUAUAAACCAGGUGGAUCCUUUCAGAAACUAAAAGCAAAAAAGAAAUUAUGGUGUGUAUUUGAAGAAAAGAAAUGCCAGUUGCUAUGUUACAAGAAUGAACAAGAAUCAUUAAAAGGAUCUCCGACAGACAUCAUGAAUAUAAAAGAUUCUGCAAUUAUAUUGGACAUGGAACGACAAAACCAGUUUGUCAUUAUGUGCAAUGGAAAAGAAUACAUAUUUUGUGCAGAAAAUCAUGAAUCAAUGAUGAUUUGGCUCCUUGGUCUACAGGCCAAACAAAUGCAUUAUUCUUGUCUGUGCUGUACUGUAAAUGAAUCUGAAUAUCCAACUGAAGAAAACAGCUAUGAUAAAGAUAAACUGUACAAUAGAGGAAUAAUUCAAACAGUAAAAUGUUCGAACCCAAAUAUGAAUCAUGCAAGAGAUUCUAAUUCUUCAGUGCAUCUAAUCUCCUCAGAAAAACAUGUGGAGAAAAAAAGUCUAAUCCGAAUGAGAUCUCUACCACCAUUAUUUAAAGAUUCGAUAAAAGACUCAUCAAUGAAAGCAAAGAAUUUAACGGCUGACGUUGAACUCCAAAACCAAACUAAAUCAAUUUCAAAUUAUCAGAACAAUGAGGCUAUUGAAAAGUCACCAUUUAUCUCGUCUAGCACUCUCAGUAAGAGUUCUGAAAUAGUGUACAAUUGUGAACAAACUGCUGAAAAUAAUCACAACCCUACCCGAAGUGCAAAGCAAAACAAACGAAGUAAACGAAAUACUAUCACAGGAGAAACCAUUCGGGAAAUUACAUCAGUUCUUGCUGAAACAAAAAAUUGCUGCAACAAAAAGGACAAUGAUUCAGAAGAGAAUAGUGAAGAAAAUAAACAUAUGGCAAGAGAAACAGAGCUUGAAGAAGAACUCAUGGAAACCAAGUGUACUUUAGCUAAAGUACUAAACACUUUAACAACUUACCAAGAGACAAUAGCCAGAAAAGAUUUGAUAAUCUUACAAUUAGACCAGCAUCUUGAAGAACUCGAAAUGAGUUCACAACCAGGUUUGAAAAAUGAGAAUGCUUCGAAAAAAAUCAAAGAGAUCCAAGAACAUAUUCGAGUUUUGCAAAAUAAGAAUCGUUUCCUCAAUAAGGAAGUUCAAAGACUUGCAACAUUUCGUCAGCAAGAUCAGUUGAAAUACGCUGACCAAUACGAUGAAAUAAAAAUCUUAGAAUCAGAAAUUUAUUCGUGUAAAAGGGAAUUCUGCCAUUUGAUCCAGUCAUGCAUAAAGUUUCCUCAAAGUGAAAAUAUUGAUGAAUCACAGUUUAUCUCUACAAAUCAGACCUAUUAUAAAGAAAAAGUUUGCAAACUUCUUGAAGAAGCAAGACAAACAAAUCCCAGUUUACCAGUAUAUGAGAGGCUGAUAGCUAAACAGGUUCAUGUCGACAGUUAUGGCUUUAAGCAUGUACAUAGUACUUCAGAUAUGGCCAUACACUAUACAUGCCAGCAGCUCUCUUUACACUACAGCAAACAACUAGAAAACUAUGACUGUAACCAAAUACAAUGGAAAAUUUUCACUAAAAACCUAAACACUCCAACUGAAUGGUGGAAAAAUAAGAAAAAGAAAAAGGAACUGAAAUUGCUUGGUCGCAAAGGGAUACCUGACCAGUUCCGUGGAAAGCUUUGGAGUUAUUUUAUUAAAUUAAAGUUAGAAAAUAUAAUGUCUGACAAAGGACUUCAUUAUUUUAGUAAUCUAUGUAAUAUUCAAAUUGAUUGUCAGUCGGCUGCUAAAUAUCGACGACAAGUCUUUGUUGAUCUCUUACGAACGAUGCCAAAUAAUGUUAAGUUUUCAUCAGCAGAGAGUAAAGGGGUGAUGGACCUUCAAGACAUACUUUUGGCAUAUUGUGUUCACAAUCCCUGUAUUGGUUACUGCCAGGGUAUGAACUUCUUUGCAGCAAUGUGUCUCUUGUUUAUGAAUGCACAUGAUACAUUCUGGGCUCUGGUUGCCAUUACAGAAUUUUACUUCCCUCAGCAUUACUUUGAUAAUAACCUAAUUGGUGCACAAGCGGAUCAAUUUAUCCUGAAAGACUUAGUCAAAAAUAUGCUGCCUAAUCUAGCAGAGCACCUAGAAAGGACUGAUAUAGAACUAUCCACUAUAACUCUUACUUGGUUUAUGGCAAUCUUUUUUGAUUCAGUACCAUUUCAGACCCUGUUGAGGAUUUGGGAUUGUUUCAUCAUUGAAGGACCUAAAAUAUUAUUUCGGUUUUCUGUAGCCAUUCUAAAAAUACACGAGGCAGAACUUCUCAAACAAACAGAUACAAUCAGUUUGAUGAAACAUGUCAAAUCUUGUGCAAAGCUAACAAAUGAUGUAGAAGAAUUGGUUAAGGUAGCUUUUGAAGAACUUAACCCAUUUCCUAAAUGGCAGACAAUCCGUGCUAAACAAGUCUAUUAUCAAAGUAUGAUUCAAGAACAUUAUAAAUGGCAGAAAAUUAAUGAAAAUAGCUUUUUGUUCAGUAGAGAAAUUGAUGAGGAGAAGAUGAAUCAUUUGAAACCUAUCACAGAACAACAGUUAUCAAUACAGACUGCUGAAGUCUAUAUCGAAGGAUUUGCAUGGUUUUGUUAUGGGAAACAGGACUAUUCAGUUGUUUUUGAAAUAAACUGCUUUGAAAAUGUUAUGUAUGAAUUACCAAUCAAGUUUGAUACAAAAGUAUUAUGUUGUAAAGCAGUCAAUCCAAAUAUGGUAUUAUUUGGCACGCUUUCAUCAAUGCUCUAUGCUUAUCAACCAGAAUCAAGGGUACAAUUAUGGGAAGUACGUCUUCUUGCAGCAGCAAUGAGCUUAAAUUACAUCUCUAAAGAGAAGACUACAACUAUUUUUGUGGGUUUAUCAAAUGGAAAUAUUGCUAUUUUAGAGGAUGCAUCUAUCAGCCCAAAUAGUCUUGCAGAUGUCUUGUAUAUUCCACUAAACCAGGCACCAAUCACAUCUCUUCUUAUCUGGGAAGACACCUUGUGGUGUGCCUCAGCCAACAGAGUUUUUAUCCUAUCUGCUUUGACACUGGACUCCAUAUCUUCCUUUCAACUGUCUGACAAUCCAUAUGAAAUAGUUUUAUCGAUGAAACCAUGUGAACAUGGAGUAUGGAUUAGCUUAAAAGGAUCUUCUGUUACUGAAAUAUGGGAUCCAGAUUUGUUGACUUGUAAAAUGAAGUAUGAUAUCAGAAAUGGAUGGAUUCCUAUUCCAAAAGAGGAUGAUGAAAAACUAAAUGAACAAAGGGUUACUUGCUUUUUACCUCAUGAUAAUAUGCUCUGGAUUGGUGUAGGAGAUGGUAACUUAUCCAUCUAUGAGAUCUUUUCACCACCAGCUGUUAUGAAAGAGCUUGCAUCAGCUGAUGACUACAAGAAAAACCUAAUGGAGAACAAUGAGCUAUUUCUUGAAAAUGAUAUCCCUUGUAUAUUAGCUUCCUGUAAUGAUGACACACUGUCUAAUGAAACAUUAAUGGAAGACGAGCAGAACAAUAAUAAAGAAACAUUAUGGCAGCUAAACCAAGAGAAUACAGAAUUAUGUUCUAAUAAACAGAAAUCAAUAUCUGAUUUCAAUAACAAAGCCAAUGAGUUAUUUCAUGAGGACAUGACAAGAACAACUGCUUACAACUCAAAAGUAAAUGAUCAUUCCUUGAUUGAAAAGUUGGAGAUUAGCUCUAAAAACAUUCUUCCAGAUGUCAUUGAUAAUGUAACCAAUCGACAAUCUGCAGAAGGAAUAGAUUUAUUAGAUUCUACAAUUUGUCAUGUUAUACCUGAACAAAAUCCUUCCAGUAACAAUUUCUCUCAUUUAAAUGAAACAGUUAUAAAGCAAGACAAGCAGGCCAUUCUGGAAUUGCAGCCCUCUUUAAGUGAGCAGCAAACAGAAAGUGGUGAAAUAUAUCUCAAUAAUCUUGAUGAAUCACUAAAAGAAAUUAAGGCAUGUCCGUUGGAAGAUUCUCCAUCAGAGCUAAUUACUGAUCUUAAAACAAUAGAACUUUCCAAAAUAAAUGAGCAACAUUAUUCUCAAAAUUUAUCACAUACUAACUCUCCACAAUGUUUCUUAAAUACUAACAAAAAUAACAAUGAAAUAUUGUUAAAAUCUGAAGAAACAAUGUAUGAUAAAGCUGAAAUUAGUUUGUUAAAUGGCAACAAAAGUAAAGAAUUACCAAAACAAUUUACAAUUAAACCUGAGUUCUGUGAUCAAAACAUUAAUGGAAUCCAAAACACGAAGACACAGCAUAACAAUAAUGAGGCAAGCUUAUCUAAUUUAAACAAAGAGCAGUGUCAAGAAAGAGAAAGUAGUAUCAAUGGCGUUUCCUCAGGAAAGGCAUUCUACAAUCCAACAAGGGUUUUAAAUAAUAAACAAGAGGUAUCACCAAGGACAUGGUCCAAAGUACAGAAAAAAAGUUCAGAAAAUAAUUUACCUUCAACAAAUAAAUUAGAAAAACUGAUGAAAACAAAGUGUGAGAAUGGCAAUGAAGAAACCCACUUUAAGGAGAAUAAAGAAAAUGGAAAAUCUCAAAGUAGAAAUGCUAUUAUUGAAAGACAGAAUUCCUUCAGUAAUCAAAUGAACCAAGAUUCCUCAUCAAACUAUAAUUACAGAUGUGAAUCUAACAGCAAUAAAUUAACGUAUAUCAACCAGCAACCAAAAGAAAUUGCUCCCUAUUCAAGUAACUUAUCAAAAUAUGACCAACUUAAAGAAGGAAAUUAUUUUAGUAAUAGAAUAAUUGAUAAUGAAAAUUUGGUCAAACAAAUACCAUCAGCAGAUGUUUUGAUGACACAGAAAAUGGAGUCUGAUCAUAUUUCAGUUAAGUUUAUUCCAAGCAUGACUAAUAAGAUACAUUUCUUAAAUGAAAAAGAACCACCAAAGACUGAUCAGUCGAAAGCAUCCCUUCAUGACUACCAUGAAUCAAAGUAUCGAUUGGAAUUUUCUGAGUACGACGUUAAACAGACUAAAGAAAUUUUGGAUCGAAAACUAUCAUUUUCCAGCAAUAUCAGUGACCUUUCAUCUACAUGUGCAACAGAACUUGCUUCAAAUAGUUUUGAGGCAUGUAGUUUGUCAACGAUUGAUGGAGAAGACUUCAAGUUUUAUAAUAGAAAACUCGGCAGUUUCAACACUCCAAAUUCAACAUCAUCUCCUAGUAUUUUAGACAUCUCAGACUCACUUUAUUUAAAUCUUAUUGCUAGACUAAAGAUAUCAGAGAAACCAGUGGCUUGCCUUCUGGAGGCUAAAAUUAAUGAAGAACCAUUAAUAUUGAGCUUCAGUGGUUUCCAUGGUGAUGAAGAACCAGUUUUGAGGUGGAGAAGGGAACCAGAUGAAAAAAUUUGGACAAAUGAACCUGUACAAGAAAUAUGCCCAAUAACAAAAGUCCCAAAACCUUCAGGGUAUUUGAGGAAUUGCCUUCAGUCUAAUAGUCAAAAGAAAUUCAUUUCAAAUUUUGAAAAACAUGAUGACACUUUCAUUGAUGAAUCUAAAAUAUUUUCUGGAAAAUGAGAAAACCCCUAAUGUCAUAAACAUCAUGCAUGAGUCAUGAAAUAUGAAUAUUUUGGAAAAGAUUUACAAUUUAAGUUAAAAUAGAAUCCGGAAAUGUUAAUACAAUUUGAAUAACAUCAGCAGUGUAAAUAAAUUUGGGUAAAACAUUCCUAUUAGAUAUUGGUUUGAUAACAAAUAUUUUAAGUUCUAAUUUCACUAGAUUUAUUAUAUAUUCAAUCCAUCCAUUUUUGCUAUCCACUAUUUCUUGUAGGGUAAUGAAGAUAGAGUCUUCAUGCAACUCUUCAAUAGGGUCCUAUUAGAAAUAACCAUAACACUUUCCUGUUGAAUUCCCAAGCAUGACCAGCUGACACCAUAGAUAUUAUCCAACCAUCUCAAUCUUAGUCUAAACCCUAGGUCUCCUGCUAGUUGCUUAGCUUGAAGAAUCUGUCUUGUGAUUAAUUCCUAAUACAUUCUAACCAAUCUGUUAUGUAUUGAUUUUUAAAAUUAUAGUGGAAAAUGUAAUAAACAUGGUAAACAGUGUGUAUUGCUGUAAAGAGAGAGCUGAGUGAAGCAAAACAGACAAUUUUCAAGUUAUCAAUGAAGCAAGUAAAGAAUAACUAUAAACAAAUAUAGAAAAAAAAGUACAAGAAUUAUAAUUCAGUAAAGAAUUUUUUGAAUGCAAAUGAAAUUUAAUGAGCUGUCUUGAACUUCACAUCAUUUUUAAUCAUAAGUGAUAAAUGUAUUUUCAGAGAAUUUAAAGUAUUUAGAUUUACUUGACUUUUAUUGCAUGAAAAUACAGAGCGAGUCAAAUAGCACCUAGUUUCCAAGAAGUUGUGCCUUUCUUUAUUGUUUUGUAGGUUAUUACUGAUAGUUUUGAAAGUUACUAAAUCUGGAUCAUGUAUUACGUUGUUGAUAUCCCAACCCAUAGAACAAGAACAAGGAGUCAAAAGUAUAUCUCUCAAUUGGGAAGUCAUACAUAUCAACCCUAAAACAGGAAUUGGGUGCCUCUUUUGGCUCACCCUGUAUAUAGAAUUUUGAGUGAAUAAUUUAAACUAAAAGGUAAUACA